Micropterus salmoides (largemouth bass) is the source of this 633-nucleotide messenger RNA. RefSeq names its product spexin prohormone 2-like. The coding region runs from base 60 to 305 and encodes 81 amino acids. The record is from RefSeq and is a predicted model, not a curated record. NCBI's taxonomy places the organism in Eukaryota, Metazoa, Chordata, Actinopteri, Centrarchiformes, Centrarchidae. Gene Ontology annotation, molecular function: neuropeptide hormone activity. The transcript has 3 exons.
CGCAGAACUGUGGAGUUAGACCAGAGAAGAGUCUGAUGAGAUGAGCGACGGCCGGGUAUAUGAUUAGAGUUGUUUGCUUUUUGUUGUUCCAGAAGAUUAAAGCCACAGUUGUCUGGACUUGUACUUUAGCCAUCUCCCUGUUCGUAGAGUCCUGUCACACACACAAGCUGAACAUCCACUGGGGUCCACAGUCCAUGAUGUACUUGAAGGGCAAACAUGGCAGGAGGUUUGUGUCAGAGGAUGACAACAGUGUUUUGAAGCAGGGUCUGCAGGGCUGGUAUGCAGUGCUCAGAGGUACAGUAUGACUUAACUUCAUCUCAGUCUGUCAUUUCAGACUAACUGGCUUUUUCCCCCUUUAAGCCUCACACAGUUGUUUCACAAAGAAUCAACACUUGUUGACAUUCGUAAUCAAUUAAACUCUGCAGCUCUACUGGCUAUUUUUCAGCAUAUUUACUAUAAGGUUCAGUCUGAGUACUCUCUCCAGCAGCAGGCAGCUGUUUUUACUGCAGUUAAAGCCGCUUUACACGACCUGCUCAGCAGCUAACAGCAGACUAAAGAGACAGAUAUUUCCCUCAGGAGGUGGUGGAGACCAAAGCAGAGAAUCUUGGAAACAAACAUGACUCCAAAUGAACG